Molecule: messenger RNA, 2016 nt
Organism: Rotaria sp. Silwood2
Lineage: Eukaryota; Metazoa; Rotifera; Eurotatoria; Philodinida; Philodinidae
Source: the annotation of a GenBank genome assembly
AUGUCGGAAACAAUUAUUGAUGAAAAUUCAUCAUUAAAUGGUUUAAUAAUAACAGAUACAAAUUCAUCAGUCAAAGAAUCCGGUGUUAAUAAUGAGAAUGACGAAACAUGGUUAUAUGGAAAACAAAAGGUUGAAGAACAUGUUGAUAAUACAACAGCACCAUCAAUUGAUGAAAUAACAACACAGGAAAUCGAUGCUAGGGAAAAGGCAACAAUACCAUCAACAAUAAAUCCAACAACAUCAUCAUUAAUCGGUAGUCAAUUAGAUGAUGAUUCUGAUGAUGAUGAUGAUGGAAUUCAAGUAACUAUUCGUAAUAUUAAAUCGGGUGCAUCAAUUUUUCCACCAACUCGACAAAAUAGUCGAACAACAAUACCAUCGGGUCCAGUUAUUCCAACAAAAUCACAGGCAACACGUGCUGUUGAUUUAGAUGCUCAGGGUAUUAUUAAUGGACAACCAACGUAUGAACAUGAUUUAAUGAAUGCAUAUAAAGAUGAUGAAAAACCAUGGAAAAAACCAGGAGCGGAUAUCACUGAUUAUUUUAAUUAUGGUUUUACUGAAGAAACAUGGGCACAAUAUUGUGAUCGACAACGUCGUUUGCGUUCAGAAAAUAAUUUAUCUCGUCUUAAUGCUGCUCAUAUUCCACCAAUGCCUCAAAUGCUUCCCGUUCAUCCUCCAAUGGUACAUCCAAUGAAUCCUCAUCCCGCUAUGAUUAUGAAUAAGCCAUCAAUAAAUAUGCCAAUUGUACCACGACCAUUUAUGAACAUUAAGUUUUUUUAUUUUCGAUUUCAAGGUGCUACUGACCAAACAUCCCGUCGACAAAUGUUUGAUACAUCAAAUACUUUCGAACAUCCACCAUUUAUGAACGGACCUCCAUUUCCUGGUGGUCAACCACCUAAUGGUCAAACAGUUGGUGAUCUUGUUACUCCACCACCAACAUCAAAUGGUCCUGCACCACAACAUGGAACACCACCUGGUGGUAGUCAUCCUAUACCAACACUUGGUGCACAUCGGUUACCUAUGUUGCCUCCACCACAUGGUAUGCAAUUUCGACCUCAAUUUGGCCAUCCACAUGCGCCUGGUGCACCUCCAUUUUUUCCUCAUGGACCUGCUGGAGGCAUGCAUGGCGAAAGACCACCACAACCAUACUUUUUACCUCAUCAUCCACAACAACCAUGGGAUAAACCUGGUAUGCCUCCGGUACAUAGUUUUCCACCUGGACAUUUUCCUCCUCAAGCACCUGUACCAACCAAUACUGGCAAUGGACGACCACCAUCUAGUCGAAGUCCAACACCUGAAGAUCAUUCACCACGUAGUUCAACGCCAGAAGAAAAUCGUCCUAGUGGUAAUGGUGGUGAUACUGAAAAAACAUCUAAAGAUGAUCGAUAUAAAGACAGAUAUCGAGAUGAUCGUGAACAUUAUUCAACAUCACGUCGUCGUUCAUCACCAAAAGAUCGUUCAUCAUCAUCUUAUCGUUCACGUCAUCGAAGUGGUGAUCAUGAAUAUGAACGACCUAGAGGUGACCGAAAAUCAUCACGUGAUCGUGAUGACAAAUAUGAACGUUAUUCACGAAAACGACAUCAUCGAGAAGAUAGUGGACGUCAUCAUCGAGGUGAUGAUGAUUCAUCUCGUAGUCAUCGUUCAUCACGACGUACACCAACAAAAAAUUUUUCUUCACCACCCAAAACUCUUGCUACUAGUAACAGUCAAGUUUCAUCAACAGAAUCUACUCAAAUAUUAAAUGAAAAUCCAGAAACUACUGAAAAUGAUCAAACAUCAACAACAAAUAUAACUGCACCAACAUCAUCAUCAUCACCAAAUAGUCGAUCACGUCGUGAUGAUUCCGAACGUUCAUCUUCGCGUCAUGGUCAUCAUAAAAAAUCUUCAAAACGAUCGCGGCGUGAUAGUGGUGAUGAACGUAGUCAUCAUAGACAUUCAAAAGAUAAAUCUAGUAGCAGUAAAAAAACAGCAAAUCAACCAGAAACUUCAUCGGAUGUUAAAGAACAAAUAAAUGACUAA